Molecule: messenger RNA, 14344 nt
Organism: Dunckerocampus dactyliophorus (ringed pipefish)
Lineage: Eukaryota; Metazoa; Chordata; Actinopteri; Syngnathiformes; Syngnathidae
Gene: pde9ac
Product: phosphodiesterase 9ac
Exons: 20
Coding region: 10000-11559 (519 amino acids)
Biological process (GO): cGMP catabolic process
Molecular function (GO): 3',5'-cyclic-GMP phosphodiesterase activity
Source: RefSeq, a predicted model, not a curated record
CUCACGUCGCGAGGAGCCCGGAGCAGGAAGGAGACAGAGCGUCAAGUUGUUUAUUGCUCUGUGUGCAUCAUAUGAACAAAUAAGUAAGUUUGAUGAUUAUUUUGUGCAUUAAGACUAUUACGUCUUGACGAUUUCAUUUAAAUUGGUGUUCCAAUUAAUCCCCGCACGGCUCAGCGGUGAAAAACCUGUCACUGUGAGUGGGGAUUCACCCGAAAAUGAGACUUUAUGUUGGUUGUAUGUAGUUUUGUAUUUGGGAUACUAUUAGGAAGGGGGUAGUGGUUCUUGUAGAGUUGGGCCACCAUGGAAAGAUUCCGCUCAGAUAAUCAUUUAAUCAUCUUUAUUAUGCAAGUAGAUAAGCUGUUUUAGCAAUAUACAGGUAUAUGUGUCCAGAGAACCGUGGGUUUGUCCUAAGGGGUAUGUGUGGUCUUGUUGCGUCACACAACGAACACAAAUGACGGACACUUCGUACUCAACAAGCAGGAUCAAAACUAGCAAAACUUAUAUCAGAGCUGAGCUAGCUUUUUUUUCGGAAUGGUGCAUUCAGGUGCAUCACGUAACUCCUUGGGCACAAGUUGUUGCUGCAUUCAGGUAGCCUUGGAAGUCACAGAAAACACACCCAAACGUGCACAUGCAGCCCAAAUCACGUGAUAUUUACAAAAACAACCGCUUGUUGUUCAUAACAGUAAGACAAUGUUACAAAAUGUCCUAUAACAGGCAUCAAUGUUAUACAAAUACACUUUCGGACAGAUACUGCUUUUAUUAUGAUUGUUCAACUUUCCCCUUCUAUUUGGUAUGAAAUGAAUAUUCAGAAUUAAACCAUCGCCAUCAUGAGUAGACCAAAAAAGUGAACAAAAGAUACAUAGGAUGAUUACUUCUCUAUUUAUCAGUGCUCGUGUCAAACUUUAUCAAAAUGUCUCCGUGCAAAAUACACACUUUUGACCCAGAAUUACUGUUAAAUUAAUUGUAUUGCAUUGUAUAAAUACGUCCAGUUAAAUAUCCAUAUAAUAUACAGUAAGUACUUUAAAAUCACUAAAAAAAUCAAAAUUUCUGUUGUUCCUUAUGGUCAUGAAAAAAUAACCAGAUUAAAAAAAAAAUAGCUUGGAAUGGUAAUUAACUGAUUAGUGGAAUGGUAAUGAAUGAUUUCAUGUGUGGCACUACCCACACUUGCAGGUUAUUUUGUUAUAUUGUUACAGUUUUAAUUAUAUAAUCUACAUACUGAGUAAUAUAUAAUAAUAAUAAUGUCACAUUAGUCACACUGUAAGGGAGGGAAACAUAUUUUUUUAAAUACAUUAUACGCGUCGGCGUUCCCUGACCUAUCACUAUUAGUUAGCAAAGAACUACAGAAUCAACCGAUGAUGACAUCGUAGACGGGCGACGAAGCUGACUUCUGGUUCCUGUUUCCAUGAGAGCGCUGGACUCUUAUCACCAGUGAGGAAGAUCGAGGAAAGCGUCCACACUUAAGCUUGGAAAAUGAAAGUAAGAGUCAAACUGGCGUGAGUGAGAGCAGUGCAUCUACAGUAGUGUGUGUCUCCGAGUAAUUUUCCGUAGGUCAGAUCUUAAAUCAGAGGUGCCCAAAAUGCGGCCUUGGAGCCAUUUGAGGCUCAUGGCUGUUUUUUUAUUGGCCCGUGGCACAUUCUAAAAAUAUAACAAGAAGACAUGAAAAAGAAACACAGCAAAAAUGGAAAAAUCAACAUUAAUUUUAUGAAAUAAAGUCAGAACAUUAGGAGAAAAAAAGUUGUAAUUUAAAGAGAAAAAGACGAAAUUUUACAAGGAUAACGUUGCACUACUUUGGGGGGGAAAUAAACAUUUUUGAACAAUGUCAAAGUAUUAUGGGAAUGAAGUCAGAAUAUUACGAGAAGAAAAUUUACAAGAAGAAAGUUUAAAUAGUUGGAAAAUAAAAAACAGCAGAGAUGGCGAAAAAACAUAUGUAAUUUUAUGAGAAUAAAGUAAACACAUGAAGAGAAAAAAAGAUGUAUUCUAACGAGAAAAAUGUCGCAAUAUUCCGAUUUUUUAAAAAAAGUUUUAAUAUUAUGACAAACAAAAAAAACAACAAAUAAAGUUGUGAUUGUCAGAAGAAAGUUCAAAUAGUUGGGGGGAAAAAAACAACAGUAAGGAGAAAAAAGUCUCAAUUUUACAAGAAUGAACUCAUAAUAUGAUGAAGAAAAAUAAUGUAAUUUUAGUAACAGAUUUGAAAUAUUAAGGUUUUUUUUUAAGUGGGAAGAUUAUAAGAAACAAAGAAAACAUCAUAAAAUUAGUACUUUUUAGAAAAUUAGGCUCAGGAAAAACUUAUAAUAUUAUGGGAAUAAAGUCAAAUAUUAUUGUUAUAAAGUCAUAAUACGAGAAGAAAAAGACGAAAGUUAAAAUAAAUGGAAAAUAAAUAACAAAAAACCCCAUCAAAAGUCAAAAUAUGAAGAAAAAAUAUAAUGAGAAGAAAAUGUAUAAAGAUAAGCUAAGAAGAAAGUUUAAAUAUUUGUAAAAUGAAAAAAACACCAGCAAAAAUGGGGGACAAAACGGGCAACAAGCAACGCUCAUCCUUAUAAUACACUUUUUUUACCUAUAUCACAAAGCUGAGAUGCAGGGGCCCUUGCAUCCUUUCAUUUUUCAGUAUGUGGCCCUCACUUGAAAGAGUUUGGACACCCCUUUCUUAAGUGUUGUGCAACUGUGAUAGUGCUAGAUGAGGCCCCUUUGAGAAGUUAUUAGACUGACAAUGCACUGAGCUGUGAGACUGUAUAAUAUCUACUGUAGCUGUAGCAAGCUAAUAGGCUGCCAACAAGGGCGGUUUGUGAUAAAAAAAAAUACACAGUUGGACUCAUGCAGUGUAUUAAGAACAUGACAAGACACUCGCCAUAUUGUACGCUAACUGGAGGCAAAUUAAUACAAUUAAAUUGAAAAAAAAAGCGUGCCCAAUCACCGCACGGUAGUGAUUGGUGAGCAUGUUGGCCACACAGUCAGGAGAUUGGGAAGACCUGGGUUUGAAUCUUCGCUGUGGCAUCUGUGUGGAGUGUGAGUAGUUUCUCCGGGUACUCCGGUUUCCUCCCACAUUCCAAAAACAUGCAUGUUAGGUUAAUUGGCGACUCUAAAUUGUCCAUAGGUAUGAAUGUGAGUGUGAAUGGUUUGUCUAUAUGUGCCCUGCGAUUGGCUGGUGACCAGUCCAGGGUGUACCCCGCCUCUCGCUCGAAGUCAGCUGGGAUAGGCUCCAGCAUACCCCCACGACCCUAAUUAGGAUAAGCAGCACAGAAAAUGGAUGGAUCGCCCAAUCAACCUUGAGAGACUUAAAUUCCAUGUCGUGACAAGUUCAGCGGUACAAUCAAUGUUCAAUUGAAAGUGGUGCAAUCAUGUAACCUCCAGUCAAUUGACUAUAAAUGGAAACACUCAUGCCUCAGCCAAAUGUUCCAUUUGAAGAUAACAUGUUGUUGUUUUUUGUAUUAUAUACUGUAUUUGCUCCUUAUUUGGUCAUAGCCACAGUUUAUUUGUUUCAAACAUGUUACAUUGUCACAAGUAAGGUUAAGGAACAUCCCAGGUUUAGCACAAUUCAACAUGUCCGAAAAGGGGUAGGAAGAAGCAGAGCUUAUUUAAUCCUACGCAUACUCCAUAUCCUGUGUUAAGGAAAUAAUAAUAAAGAAUAUGUAACUAUUUUGCUAUUUAAAAAAAAUGGUAAACUCUCAGUUGCAUAGAAAAACAGGUUGGAUUACAAAAGACCUGCUUCUUCCUGCUCCCUUUUGGACAUGUUGAACUGUAUAACUGUAAACAUGUGAAGUGCUUCAAUGUAACCUUGGUGUGUCCAAAGUGCAGCCCGGGGGGCCAUUUGUGGAGAAUACAGUGAAAAUUAAGAGAAAAAAGUUGUAUUGUAACAAGAAAGUUGGAAUUUUACGAGAAUAAAAAUAACAUAAUUUUUGUAACAUAAAGGUGAAAUCUUAAAGAAGACAAAAUAUGUUUUUUUGAAUGUAAUUGAGGUCCCCGGCCACCUCCUCAGGCAUUCCCAGGCCAGCUGUGAGACAUAAUCCCUCCAGCGUGUCGUAGGUCUGCACUCAGGGAGCUUUUCCCGGCUGGGGAUGCCCGGAACACCUCACCAGGGAGACGUCCAGCACCCAGACUAGAUGCCCGAGCCACCUCAGCUGACUCCUCUCGAUGUGAAGGAGCAGCGGCUCUACUCUGAGCUCCUCCCGGAUGACUGAACUCCUCAACCUAUCUUUUAGGGUGAGUCCAGCCACCCUACGGGGGAAACUCAUUUCGGCUGCUUGGAUCCCCUAUCUCGUUCUUUCAGUCAUGACCCAAAGCUCAUGACCAUACUGUAGGUGAAGGUGGGAACAUACUGCAGAUGGAUCGGCACCAGAAGGCUCUCUCUUCACCACGACGGUCCGGUACAGCGACCGCAUUACUGCAGACGCAUUGCUGAUCAGCCUGUUGACCUCACCUAACCUUCCCUCACUCAUGAACAAGAUCCCGAGAUACUUGAAGACCUCGCUCCCAACCCGAACGGUGCAAUCUACCCUUUUCUGACUGAGAACCAUGGCCUCGGAUUUGAACCCAGAGUCUCAACCCAGAAGCUUCACACACCGCCGCAGUAAAAUCGGAAGGUCACAGCCUGAUGAGGCCAACAGGACCACGUCGUCCGUGAAUAGCAGAGACGAGAUCCGAAGGCCCCCAAACUGGAUCCCCUCAAGGCCUUGGCUGCGCCUAAAAAUUCUGUCCAUAAAAAUGAUGAACGUAAUCGGUGAGAAAGGGCAGCCUUGGCAGAGGCCAACGUUCACCUGAAACAGGCUCGACUUACUACUGGCAAUGCGAACAAAGCUCCUGCUCCGGUUGUACUAGGACUGAAUGUCACGUAGUAGCGCGCCACCAAUCUCGUACUCCCGGAGGACCCCCCAGAGCACACCGUGAGGGACACAGUCGAAUGGUUUUUCCAAGUCCACAAAGCACAUGUGGACCAGUUGAGUGAGCUGUUUUGUCAGUCAUCUUUGACUCGGUGGGUGGAGGCGGGGCUGGUAGCAUACACACGUGCAAAAGAGUGUAACGUACUAUAAAUUAAAUUAGUAGAUUCCAAAAACAUGCAUGUUAGGUUAAUUGGCGACUCUAAAUUGUCUAUAAGUAUGAAUGUGAGUGUCAAUGUUUUGUCUAUUUGUGCCCUACGCCUAUUGCCCAAAGUCAGCUGGGAUAGACUCCAGCAUUCCCCUGCGAUCCUAGUGAGGAGAAGUGGUAUAGAAGAUGGGAUGGAUGCAAUAUAUUGUCAUAUCUUUGCUAUAGUUCUUCAUUGUGCUUUUCUUAAAAGUAAUGUUAAAGUCUCGUCUCGGCUCUUGUGUAUCGCCUCGAGUGUCUUGUUACACCCCUACUAAAUAAGUAAAUACACAAUAAAAAAACUAAAACAAUUAGCUACAUGAGACGCAGACAAAACAAAAACAGAAGUACAAAUAUAAACAUAAGAUAUAAUAUUAAAUGAAGAACAUCCCCAUUAGGGAGCUACACUGUAGUUUGAAAUGAAAAGGAUGAAAAGCUUAUGGGAUGUUCAGUCAUCCGAGGGACAAACCACGCCCAAACCCACCAAAACCUACCGCUUUUAUCAGGAUAAUGUGUAUCCCUCACUCAGAUGUCCAGCUGCAUGGGACACCUUUUGUCAUUUAAAAUGUGAUUGAUGGCUUUUAUCCUAAAAUGUAUCACUUUGCAUGCUAAAGGUGUGACACAUCCCUUCAUCUGGCCUUUUUUUUUCCUGAUGAAAACACACAGAAAAACUCCUGAAUAUGCAUUCUGAGACACCUGCAUGAUCACCUGUGGCUUACAUCAAUAUAUAUAUAUAUAAAGAGGUGUUUUUGUUAAGCUUGAAGCAUGAAUCACUUCGUCUGUUCCAUUGUGUUGUACUUGACAUACAUGCAAGGUUGCUAAUCAGACUCUCGGGACCUACAUCACAGCUACGUGCGUGUCUGUGGAGGGGAAAGGUGUCCAUGAGUUGAUUAGAGAUGCUCUCCAUCACUAAUUCAUUACCUCCUACUCCUGCCUGCUGGAGCAUUUCGCUAAUGUCCUUCUCCUCCUCCUCCUGCUGCUGCUGCUGUUGUUGAUGAUAAUGAUGGUGAUGAUGUGGAAUCCCCCAGGGAGGGAGGAGGGUGACAUUAUUGUUGGAAAGUCUUAUCUGGGCGCUUGUAAAGCGUCAAUGGGGCUUAAUAAUUAGCGACUGGCUAGUGGGAGAACGGUUAGUCGUGUGUCUCAGUGGACGAAGGGACACGUGAGGGGUUCGGUGGCUUGUGCACCCACUGGAGGACACAAUCUGACAGCAAUCUUGUGGAAGCAUGCGGUUGGAUAUGAUGUGCUCUUUUACGCAUUUGAACUAUUGUAAAGAAUGCCACUUUUAUAGAAUCGGCUUCUUUAUUUUAUAAUAUACGAUUAAUGUCUACAUCAACAAAUGUAGCUUUUGAAUCGUAUUGUUUGCACAAAUCGUUUGAAAUCGUUCUGUUUUUAAAAUACAUUGUCUUUGAAUAGUCUUAACCUGUGUAUCUAGAUGCAUAUCAAAUAGUUUACCCCAAAGAGCUUUCCAUCCCUACUUAUUACAGAUAAAACCUUUUUUUUUCAGCUUAGAUUAAUUGUUAUUAAUGAUGAGUUAACUAUGGACAAAAUGUGAUUAAUCACAAUUAAAUCUUUUAAUCGAUUGGCAGCCCUAAUAUAUUUAUGCAAUAUGCUAUUAUUAACAAAUAAUGAAUUUUUAACAAAUAUAAUGCUUAGUUUAUGUUUAUAAAACUGCACUCUAACACUGAGAGAUGUUUCUAAUGUUUUGUCCCUCAUAACAUAACCAAAAAAAUAUCACAACGGCUCUCAGUUUUAAAGUCAUUGCUAAAUGACGACGAUUAUUAAAUCGAAAUGUAAAAUUAUUUUUAAUAUGGUUUAUUUGAUCGUUCAUGUGCACCCAAUGAAGUAGGCUACCUUUGCUAAAUCAUUAUUUGGAAAUAAUGAAAUCAAAACGUAAAUAAAAGAAGUUAAAUAAGUUUAUAUAAUACGAUGCAACUUAAUCAUUUAAAGAUAGUACAUUAUAUGUUGUUUGUGCUUUUAUGAUCAGCCGAGGAAAAAAUAUAAAGGUCAUAGUUUAAUAGCAUGUUUGAUUGAUACAUUCAUAAAUACAGUAAAAAUACACUUAUUAUUAAAAUGCUCCAAUAAUUCAGUUCAAGUCACUUUUUGUGAAACACACUUUAUGGUGCACUUUAAUUAUUUUAUCAUUUGGUGUUAUUAUUAUUAUUAUUAUUAUUAUUAUUGACAGUAAUAGUAGUAGUAGAUUACUUUUUGUAUUAGUAAUAUUUUAAUUGCCGUUAGUUCUGUUUUAGGACUAGGUGCAAAAUGAAUGAAAAGAAAUACUUGGGGUAUGAAUGAUAAUGAUGUAUGCAUCAGUCAUCUUGAAGCUGUGGCGAUGUAUGGUGACGUCAUGGGUGGAGAUGGGUUUCAAACUUCAUUGGGGUCGUCAGGUGGGUACCCUCCUUCAUUGGUGCUUCAAUGAUAGGCCCACGACACCUCCAGAGAACUCAUUGGCAACACCUGGCGUCCCAAAUGUGCCCCCUCUGCUUUCAACCCUUCUGUUACUGAUGUUACUUUGGGGCCAGAGGAAAUGUCUCGCCUCUUCACCCAGAGCUACCGACUAGCUUCCUCUGCUGCUCUUGAGAGGGCUUUGAAGGUUUGGCUUUGGACUUGGCCUCAAAUUCCCAAGUCAUUAAGCAGACUGAUGGUAGAUUAGCCCACAAAGUCUCUGCAGCCGACUUCCACGGGGCAAACCUUGGCUCGCCAUCCUUGUUUUUUGACAUCCGCUACUUGAGGGUCUUGCAUUCGAAGGCCUCCUCCACAGCAUCCUCCCAGGGAGCAAUGAGCUCAAUUAUGUAAACUUUGUGAAGUGUGGAAGACCAGAGAAUGGUCUUGUUGAUAUAGGAUGGCGUUAUACCAACGCCCAUGACUCUUGACGUGCUUUUCUGAUACUGUUGGUAUAGGUUCCUCGCCAAUGUACAACCACUGACCCGACGGCUUUCCCUUGACGACUGAAAUACUCCUCGACUUGCUCGGUUUUAUUUCCAUCCGGGCCCACUGGAUGUUCUCCUACAACAAGCCGUCGGGACAUAUUGUUUGUGGUGAGGAUGGUCAUGUCGUUCGUGAACGCUCUGAUGGGAGGGAGACAGAGACCUGGUCUGAGCUUCUGUCCUCGUACUACCCACCGAGAGGCUCGAAUGAUGGUCUCCAUAGCCUGCAUUUUUUUAUAUGUAUGCAUUUAUGUCCACCAUUGGUUCGUCUAUAAACUUUUAUUAAAUAAAAUCAGUAAUGUAAUGUAAUUAUUAGUACUAUAAUAAUUAAGAAAUUGCUCAGGUCUAUCCAAUAAUGUGGCUAAAGUGAGUGUAUCAUUCUUACCAUAAUUCACUUUUAUGGUAGAUACAUAUUUGAUACUAAUGCACUAAAAAAAAAACUUUCUCAAAAUAAACACAGUUUGUAACAAUAUAAAUAAAAAAUAAAAUAACUUAUAGUCACCCUAAAAGACAUUUAAUUUUAAAUUCUAAUAAUAUUCACUUUGUUGGUCUUUUUUUAUUUUUUAAAUGAAUCACUGCUCAUCUAAUUUUUCAUUGAUUAAAAGCCUGCCUUCAAUCAGCCAUGCGUACUCAUUGUUAACUGUGCUAUUCAUAUCAAACAAGCUCCACUUCAAUGAUAACCAAGAUGGGGGAGGGGGGUGGGGGGGGUGUUAAUUGAGUGUGUGUGAUUUGUCAUGCACGAAAGGGACUCCUCCAACCAACCACAUGGCGCCAAGUCGCUAUUGCAUUGCUGGUCAUCAGACCAGGUGUUCCCCUUGUGGAUCAAUUGGCUAUAAAUUGUUCCUAAAAAUAAAAGCGUACUCUGAAAUCUCUUCAAGUGCCUUUUGCACGGCCCAACUUAUGUGACCAAACCAUCUGGUAGACCUGCUCUCAACAAGGAGGAGUGCAUGAGUGGAUGAUGAGGUGCACACCCACACUGUGUCCAAAGUCAGCCAAGGGGGCCGUUUGUGGCAAACAUUGGCUACUGGCAUGUGGCAUAUUUUAAAAAAAAUACUAUAAAACAUGCCAUACAAGGUUUAGAGGGAAAAAGCUAUUAAAAGCUAUAUCAAAAGAAUACUUAAAUUAAAAUUGCAAUAAAUAAAUAGCAGCUUGUCAUUAAAAUUAUAAUUUUCAGUAACAGACUAUCAAAAAGAUUUUAAUCAGAAUUAUCUGUAAUCAUACUUGUUUUUGUAAUGAUUUAAAAUAUAUACAUAUUGAACAUUUCUUAUAUUUGACUUAACAAAAAAAUGUAUUGACCUAUAUAGUUUAUGUGGUAUUUGGAUCAUCACAAAUAAUUUAAUGAAUUAAUACCGAAAUAAUUAUAAUUGUACAUAAUAAAAAUGUAUAUAUUUAUUAUUUAUUUAGUAUGUAGGGUGUUUUUCCUUCAAAUGCAGUGUAGCAGCUUUGCAUGUCUUGACCUACAUGGCUUGUUUUAAUGUGGAUCAUAAACCAAAGGGUGAAGAAUAUCAAAGUGGUCCCCCCCACAUCCCAAUUUUUCUGUACAUUACCCCCGAUGGAAAAGGUUGGACACCCUUGCAUUAGGGAGCCCCUCUCAUAGUUGCCUGCACCAGUUAAGUUAGCGCUCUGCAUGUCUUAUGGGUGCCUAUUAAUUAUCUGCACCACACAGGUAUAAAUCACCAGAUAAUAAAACCAAAUCUCAAACCCCCCCCUCCCUCUCUGAUGAGGCCUGUGUGACCAGCGCAGGGUCACAGGGGGUUGUCUUAUUUCUCACCAUAGUAACGUCACCCUGGCAACCGGCUAAGAGAGCCAGUUAUAUUGAUGGUACACCAUCACAGCGCCUCUCGUCUUCUGCCGUCUCCCUCACCUUAACCUCGGCCAGCGUGAGUUUGCAUGCCUCAAAGCCAGUCAGCUUCUGCAGCAUCAGCACCCGGAGAAGUUAUCAUCGCCAUUACCUUGAAAACACAUCCUGGUUGUUGCCGUAUCGUCCGUCAGUGCUCCGGGAGGAGAGGGGAGGUCAAACAUGGGCUCCAGCUCCUCCUCCUAUGCCCCCAAAGCCAUUUAUCUGGAUGUGGAUGGGAAAGUGCAGAAGGUGGUGUUCAGUCGGCACUGCAGUCCUUGUGAUAUUAAGGAACUUCUAUGUUCCUCCUCCAACAUUCCGAGGAACACUGCCAUCAUGAUGGUGGAUCCAGAAGGGGCCCUGGUAUCUAUAGAUCCCACCAUGCCCUCCAACUCUCCCAAUUCCUUGUACAAAGUUGUCCCCUUGUCUACUGGCCAACUUGGAGAGAAGGAGGACAUGUUUCAGAAUGUGUUGUCCCAGGUGGCCGAGCAGUUCAGCAGAGCGUUUCGCAUCAACGAGCUGAAGACGGAGGUCACCAACAGGCUUGCCAUGCUGGAGAAGAGAGUGGAGUUGGAGGGCCUGAAAGUGGUGGAGAUUGAGAAGUGUAAAAACGAUCUGAAGAAGCUGCGGGAUGAGAUGACUUCGAGAGUUGGUGGCAGGGUCAACUGCCCAUGCAAAUACAAUUUCUCCGAUGACGGCAAGAAAGUCACUCCGAGACGAGAUGUCCCUAACUAUCCAAAGUACACGCUGUCUCAGGAGACCAUUGAGGCACUGAAGAAGCCAACAUUUGACGUCUGGCACUGGGAGCACAAUGAGAUGUUGAGCUGUUUGGAGUAUAUGUACCAUGACUUGGGACUGGUGAAAGAAUUCAACAUGAACCCCAUCACGCUCAAACGCUGGCUGUUGGCUAUCCAGGAGAACUACCGAAACAACCCCUUCCACAACUUCCGUCACUGCUUCUGCGUUAGUCAGAUGAUGUACGGCAUGAUCCACCUCUGCAACCUGCAGGAGAAGCUGACUCUCACGGACAUGGGCAUUCUAAUGACAGCUGCAGUGUGUCAUGACCUGGACCACCCUGGAUACAACAACACGUACCAAAUCAAUGCCCGCACAGAGCUGGCGGUGCGCUACAAUGACAUAUCACCGCUGGAGAACCAUCAUUGCGCUGUGGCUUUCCAGAUCCUUUCCCUUCCCGAGUGCAAUAUAUUUGCAAAUGUGGAUCCUGAGGCGUUUAAGCAGAUUCGACAGGCCAUUAUCACCCUCAUCCUUGCCACCGACAUGGCCAGACAUGGCGAGAUACUGGACUCCUUCAAGCAGAAAGUGGACAACUUUGACUUCACCAAUGAGGAGCAUGUGACAUGUCUCAAGAUGGUUUUGAUCAAAUGCUGCGACAUUUCCAACGAGGUGAGGCCCACCGAGGUAGCUGAACCAUGGGUGGAUUGCCUACUGGAGGAGUACUUCAUGCAGAGUGACCGGGAGAAGUCUGAGGGCUUGCCGGUGGCCCCCUUCAUGGACAGAGACAAGGUCACCAAACCCACCGCUCAGAUAGGCUUCAUCAAGUUUGUCCUCAUCCCCAUGUUUGAAACCGUCAUGAAGCUUUUCCCUCAGAUUGAGGAGAUCAUGGUUCAACCUCUGAGGGACUCCCGGGACCACUAUGAGGAGCUUAAGCAGAUUGAUGAUGCCAUGACCGAGGGGUCCUCUUUUGUGUUCAAAUUCAGGAAAGACUUUAAAAAAAGCGAGUGAGGGGUGGAUGUCUGGGUGAAGACGCUGCGCUGCGUUCUGAAGACGACAGAUGGAGCGUGAGGGGAGAGCAAAGAGACCACUCGGCUACAUACUGAACUAAACUUAGGCACCGAAAGGGGGCAUCACAUCUUGAACUUUGACUUAGACUUUUGCACCGCAUGUAACGAAGAGGACACCCCAUGACCUCUUGUCUGUUUAUUUGUGGGGUUUAUGUUACGAUCGCUAUUUGUUUUCUUGUUUGACAGCCUUGCAAACGCUCAGAAGAAGCCUUUCUCCGAGAACAUGUGAUUUGUAAGGUGGAUGAACAUGCCUUUGUUCAAGUUGCAGGUGAAAAUGUCCAAAUGUUAUAGUCAAAAUACAAGAAAAAUCUGCCUAAUAGGGGGUGAUCAUUUCACAACAAACCACAAUAGAAAUGAGCGUUGUGUGUAUGAAACAUUCAGCCUCAGUAACAGAAAGACAACUAAAAUAGUGCCUUGUUUUGUCUUUCCACUUCUUCUAUGGCUUCUUCACUUCCACAUUUCUGAGGUACUUGCCGUUUUUCUGCUUUUGCCUUUAUACACCACCACCAUCAACAAUCACGUCAAGUCAGUCCAACUUUAAUUGAAGUGGUUUCUCAAAAACACAUGGAUUUGUGAGCGAAUUCAUCGCGGGUUUGAUUUGCCGUAGUUUUUACGGCAGGUACCCUUGAAUCGUGCCGGUGCGAUCUGCGCGAAAGGCAGCGGCGGCAUGUACCAUGGCACACAAAUACAUGACUCAUAAAUGUGUGGCGCCCUCUAUGAGGUGUUUUAUAAGCACUACACAAAUGGUCAAUGACUUCUUGCCAAUUGGUGGCUAAGUCAUUUUGCUUCUUGAAUUUUUUUUUUCCAGGAAAACACCCUGAAGUUACAGUGUCUUGGGUUUUUUCGUAGAGCGCCACAUUGAGCGGUGGGAGAAAUUUCAGGUCAAAAUAAUAGUACAGACACUGGGGUGUACAGUGGUACCUUUGUUUUCGUUAUUUGUUCGUUCCAAAAGGUUCUGAAAUGUACUACAACCAAAGCAAUUUUUCCCAUAGGAUGCCAAAGUAUUGUGUAAACUAAGGCCCCGUCCACACGGGCGUUUUUGGGGGGUUUUUUGGCGUCCACGCAGUUUCAGAUCAGGAAAUGGCAGAGGUCUGGACUCAAGUCGUGUUCGAGUCACAAUUUUGAUGACUUUGGACGUGACUUGCAACUCGAUUUGGACUUUGACAUCAAUGACUCGGGAUUUGGCUCAAACUUGAAUCUGAUGACUUGAAAAUACGCACUGGUCUUAUUUCAAAAAUAGAAAAAUUCAAAUUGCAUUCAUUGUAUUUGUCAAGUUAAAUUAAUAGUGUUUCACUGUUAAAAUGACAUUUUAUUUGGACUUGUAAGGACUCGAAAAUUUCAAGCCAGCGACUUGAGCCUUGAUUCGACCUGUCUCGCCUCGAGGCUUGAGACUUGGACUUGGACUUGCACGUCUUUAGUUGAGACCUGACUUGAGAUUAAAGACUUGAGACUUGCAAAAUGCUGACUUUCUCCCACCUCUGAUAACUAGUCACGUCCAGAAGGGAACGCGUCGCUGGGUGAAAACGUUGUAACACAUAAGGCACACAUACAGGCGGCGCUGUAACCGAAACUACAGAAGAAGAGAGAACGCAUGCUCGCAACGGCCAUCAUCUUGUCCAGCUUUUCUAGACUUAAAACCAAGUCACUUUGGAGUAUAAGACAAAAAACAUGAGAGAUGAAAAUGUCGACUGGGAGUCAUGCCGCUCGACGUAUACCGAUAUCAUGUUGUUUUUUCUGCAGCAGUAACUUUCACGGGGUCGUCGUUGAAUGAAUCGUGUGAAUGAAAGGCAGAAACGAUAACAUACUUUAUCCUUUCCACUUGAAAAUGUUCCCAUGUGGACAGGCCCUAACUAUCGUGAGAUUUGGUGUUGGGUGUGUGAUCCAAAAGGAUAGAUAGAUACAGAAGAUACUUUAUUCGCCUCCAAGAAUGAUGCUGGCAGUAUCAGUCCACAUAUAUACCAAAAGGGUAAAAUACAACAGUUUGUUACACGCGAUAUUGUACGUGGUGGUGUGUCAAGACAAAAUAAUUUCUAUCAUCCUCCCAACACUUCUGGACCUACCAUGUAUCACCAGUUGACUUAUUUAAGACAAAACUAAAACACACUUUAUGCGCAUAUUUCCGACCUACACGUGCUCAAGUGGCACCCUUGGAUGUUAUCAUACCGCUCCUCCCUCGCGCUUUCACCCGUCAUUUCCAACACACACGGCAGUGUUUUACUACGGUGCGUUUUUACUGAUGAUUUAAUUAUAUAUUCACUGAACACCGCCCACUUUUUACGACAGAGCCCCGUCAAUGAACACGGUACAAUCACCGAAGACGUUAUUUAUUUAUUUUCUUCAAGGAGCAUUUCAAAUCUGUGUCACUCUGAUGGCGCUCGCCCCAUAGCUCUUCUUUUGUGUCUUAUAGAUGAUCUCAAAGCAAUAAUAUGACAAAACAACCACAUUAUUGUUAUGAUGUGUAUUGUUAUUGCUGUGAAAGAGACGUUUCUGAAUUGUGCGUCUGCCCCGGUUUGUUUGAAUGAAUGUAGUUUUGUACACGUGGCGUGUGAAGUAUAUGGAGUGUGCUUUCAAAACGUAAAAGCGCGGCCAGUGAUUUGAAACGCUGACAAAUGAAGAGGAUUGUUUUUUUUGUUUUUUUGCAUAGUGACAAGAUGAUGCGCAACGUUUCAUCACAUCUGUGCGCUUGUUCCUUGUUUGUCAACAUUAAAUGCAGCAGCAGGUCUACU